Messenger RNA from Polypterus senegalus (gray bichir), 648 nucleotides. Its product is annotated as fucolectin-1-like. Lineage: Eukaryota; Metazoa; Chordata; Cladistia; Polypteriformes; Polypteridae. The record is from RefSeq and is a predicted model, not a curated record. The coding region runs from base 1 to 648 and encodes 215 amino acids. The transcript has 4 exons.
AUGAAGUCUGAUAGGAGGCAGGUGCAUGACUGGAACAUAGCAGGUGAUCCACUGGGGCAGUCUGGGCUUUUAUCAAGCAAGUUCAGCCUUCAGCAAAUUGCACUGGUCAAUGAAUUAACAGAGGUGAUGGCCAAAACUGUUGCCAAAACAGUGAAGGUGGUUGCUAGUGGUGGCUCUGACAAUGAAACUCUCAUCCUGGUGAGACGGGGUAUUGCAGAGCAAUCUUCUUUUUAUUCAAACCUUGGAGAUGUCAGCCACGCCAUAGAUGGCAGAAGGAACGGUAACUUUGGGGAUGGACGCUGCACUCACACUGUACUUGAAACUUCCCCCUGGUGGAGAGUAAACCUGAGGGCCACCUACGCCAUCUCUUCGGUGGUGGUCUACAAUAGACAGGACUGCUGUGAUGACAGAUUGAAUGGGGCUGAAAUCAGAGUUGGUGACUCACCUGAUGUCUCAGAGCAUGUCAAAUGUGGAACAAUUGAGGAGACCUACCCUGGAUCUGUUCACACCAUCUGCUGCCAUGGAAGGAGAGGCCAAUAUGUCAGCGUUGUCCUGCCAAACCAGCUUCAGUAUUUGACACUUUGUGAAGUGGAGGUCUAUGGAGAAGCCAUUGACCAAUCCAUGGAAUAUGGCUCAGCAGAUAUUUGA